AAGCUAUUGGCUUAAAUGGUUGACUGACAGCAAGAAGCACCCGCCCAUUAAUCAGUGAAAAAGCCGCGCGCGCAGACGGACUGAGUGGACUAGAGCAGGUCUGGAACCUCGUUAGGAGCGCUACGGUAUGAAAGCAGGCUGUGCAAGUGUCUUGGGUCUAAUAAACUAUAAAGGCUGCUAGGGAUGGCGGCGGCAGCAGCAGCAAAUGAGAAAUUGGUGCAACAUAUGUAUUUCUCGAGCUGUGGUGAGGAGGACAGCAGCGACAGUAGUGUGGAUGACUGGGCACCCAGGAGUGUGUUGCUGAGAAGUCAGUCGUCUGCCUGCCGAACCCCAAGAGUGCAGCGCCAGCGCAGUAGGAGUAAUGCAGUCUCACCAGCUGCUCCCUCCUCACCAAUACCUUAUGCUGCCUGGAGGAAGCUGAGGCUCUGUGAUUCCCCCAGUACACCCAAGAGCCUGCUGUCCAAGUCAGCUCUGCUUUACUCGAGCAGCAAGCCAUGUCGCAGCCAGAGAGUCCUGUGCAGGCCUGCUCUGUCUGCCCAAGCACCCUCAGUCAAUGUUAAUCCUUUCACACCAGAUACAGUGCGCCGGAACAGCGAGCACUACAAGAGGAAAAACUGUAGAAGUGACGGUGAUGAUGAUGAUGAUGAUGGGCACAGGUCAAAGGAAACUCAAACUUCAUCUGAAGAUGAAAGCUAUUUUCUUCCAUCAAAGAGACCGGCAGUCCCAGCUCUCAUGCUGUCACGUUAUGAGAGCGAGUUCCUGGAACUGGGCCGGAUUGGCGUGGGCGAAUUUGGGGCUGUGAAUCGUUGUGUAAAGAGACUGGACGGCUGCAUGUACGCCAUCAAGCGUUUGCGCAGGCCGCUUGCAGGUUCUGCCAAUGAACAGCUGGCCUUAAAAGAGGUUUACGCUCAUGCUGUGCUGGGACAUCACCCACAUGUUGUACGCUACUACUCGGCCUGGGCAGAAGAUGACCAUAUGAUUAUUCAAAAUGAGUACUGUGAUGGUGGGAGUCUCCAUGAUGUUCUAACUGAGAAGGAAGAACAGGGUGAGUUCUUUCAAGAGCCAGCACUAAGGGAUCUGCUACUUCAGGUCUCCAUGGGACUCAAAUACAUCCAUGCUUCAGGCCUGGUGCAUCUUGAUGUCAAACCCAGUAACAUUUUCAUCAGCCAUCAGCCUUGCUCCAGUGCUGGCGGUGCAGCUGACAGUGAAGAGGAAGAUGAUGGGCACAUCCCAUCAGGGGUGGUUUAUAAAAUUGGGGAUCUUGGUCACGUGACUUCCAUUACAAGUCCACAGGUGGAGGAGGGGGACAGCCGAUUCCUAGCAUGUGAAGUUUUGCGAGAGGACUACACACACCUACCCAAGGCAGAUAUCUUUGCACUGAGCUUGACUGUGCUGUUGGCAGCUGGAGCGCCACCUCUGCCACAGAAUGGAGAGGAGUGGCACCACCUCAGGCAGGCUCACUUGCCCAGCCUGCCCCAUGAAUUAACACCAGCCUUAGGAAAUCUUCUACAGAUGAUGCUGGACCCUGAUCCUGUUGCGAGGCCAUCUGCGUCUGCAUUGUGCAAGCACCCGGUGCUGCGCAGAGAAAGAGCUGGAAAACUGGCAGCACAGCUACGCAGAGAGCUCAACGUAGAGAAGUUCAGGACAGCCAUGCUGGAAAAGGAACUCCAGGAGGCUCGCUUGGCUGCUGUUUCACCUCAGCACCCUGCUUUGACCAUAGGCUGCCCAACCUCACAGACUGGCUCACUUCCUAGACCAGGACGGAGACUGGUGGGGCGAAAUGCAGCUCGAUCCAUGAGCUUUGGAGGCCUGGGACAUUGAACUCGUUUAUUGAGCAUACCUGGUCUGGGAGUGCUUUGAUUGUUUUUAACCAUAAUGUGCAGUUCUCCAGACUGUUGCAUGUCUGUGGAAUUUUAUGGAUUUUAUCCUUGUAAAUAAAGGUUUUAAAUUACUUGAA
Messenger RNA from Silurus meridionalis, 1957 nucleotides. RefSeq names its product WEE2 oocyte meiosis inhibiting kinase (gene wee2). Gene Ontology annotation, cellular component: nucleus. Gene Ontology annotation, molecular function: ATP binding; non-membrane spanning protein tyrosine kinase activity; magnesium ion binding. The transcript is spliced from 12 exons. The record is from RefSeq and is a predicted model, not a curated record. NCBI's taxonomy places the organism in Eukaryota, Metazoa, Chordata, Actinopteri, Siluriformes, Siluridae. The coding region runs from base 184 to 1821 and encodes 545 amino acids. Gene Ontology annotation, biological process: regulation of meiosis I; protein phosphorylation; mitotic cell cycle.